AUGUCUGCCGCUGUUGCUUCUGCUCCCGUAGCAUCUUCUAAUGCUUCUAAGCCUAAAGUUUCUAAGGCUAAGAUUGCUGUUAAGUCUCUUCACCCUAGCUACCUUGAUAUGAUUAAGAAAGCUAUUGGAGAGCUUAAGGGAAAGAGUGGAUCUUCCAAGCCUGCUAUUCUUAAGUAUGUCCUUGCUAACUUCCAAGUUGGAGACAACAUCAUCCAGGUUAACUCUCAUCUCAGAGUUGCACUCAAGAGAGGUGUUGCUAAGGGUGACUUCAAACAAGUUAAGGGAACCGGAGCUUCCGGAUCUUUCAAACUUGGAGAGAAGAAGCCAACUCCAAAAAUCAUCAAGAAGGUUGUAGCCAAGAAACCCGCCGUCAAGAAGACCAAGGCCGCUACCAAGUCUACUACUGAGAAGAAGGCUAAGUCUCCCAAGAAGGCCGCUGCCAAGUCCAAGUCUGAAAAGACCGAGAAAAAGCCAAAGGCUGAGAAGAAAUCUGUCAAGGAGAAGAAGGCCAAGUCCACCAAGAAAGUAGCUGCCAAGCCCAAGACUGAGAAGAAGGCUAAGGCUCCCAAGAAGGCUGUUGCUAAGCCUAAAGCCAAGAAAGCCGCUGAGCCUAAAGCUUAA
Molecule: messenger RNA, 621 nt
Organism: Auanema sp. JU1783
Lineage: Eukaryota; Metazoa; Nematoda; Chromadorea; Rhabditida; Rhabditidae
Source: the annotation of a GenBank genome assembly